This is a messenger RNA of Rhodotorula toruloides NP11, 2523 nucleotides long. Its product is annotated as phospholipase D. Gene Ontology annotation, molecular function: D-type glycerophospholipase activity. Gene Ontology annotation, biological process: cell motility; phosphatidic acid biosynthetic process; intracellular signal transduction. The transcript has 22 exons. Lineage: Eukaryota; Fungi; Basidiomycota; Microbotryomycetes; Sporidiobolales; Sporidiobolaceae. Bases 1 to 2523 code for a protein of 840 amino acids. The record is from RefSeq and is a predicted model, not a curated record.
AUGUCGAAACUCGUCCACAAGCUCGCAGACAAGGUCGACAAGCUCGCAGUCCGCGCAGACCGCCUCAAAGAGUCUGUCGCCUACGCUGUCAACCCGAACCACCGCCACGAUGAGGAACACGAAAAGGCCGAGGACGAGAUGAGGAGGAGGAUCUGCGAGAGCCACAGGUUUGGGUCGUUUGCGGGCGUCAGGGAGGGGAACGCUGUCAAGUGGUACCUCAAUGGCCACGACUACUUCUACGCCCUCUCCGAGAUCCUCGACGAAGCACGCGAGACGAUCUGGAUUCUCGAUUGGUGGCUCACGCCCGAGCUGUUCCUUCGACGUCCGCCGAGCCAACACGAGGAUUUUAGGCUCGACAGGUUGCUCUUGCGGAAGGCUCAGCAGGGCGUGAAGAUCUUCAUUGUGGUCUACAAGGAGGUCACCCAGACGAUGACGAUGAGCAGCCACCACUCGAAGCACUUCCUCGAGGACCUGCACGAGAACAUCGCCGUGAUGCGGCACCCGGAUCACAUUGGAGGAGAAGUCACGCUGUACUGGUCUCACCAUGAGAAGGUCGUCGUCGUGGACAACUGCAUCGCUUGCAUCGGAGGACUCGACAUCUGCUUCGGUCGAUGGGACACCUCGUCGCACCCACUCUCCGACGUCCACCCAACCGACUUCUCCCGCACGCUUUUCGCAGGCCAAGACUACAACAACGCGCGGAUCCAAGACUUCCAAGCCGUCGACUACUGGGUCUCGAAUCAGCAGAGCAGGCUCGAGGCGCCGAGGAUGCCGUGGCAUGACGUGCACUCGAUGUUGACGGGUCCGGCGGUGUUGGAUGUUGCGCAGCACUUCGUCGAGCGGUGGAACUUCGUCAAGCACCUCAAGUACCGCCGCGACGACCGCUACCCUAUCCUCGCCUUCCCGCACAAGUUUGACCCGUCCGACGACCCUCCUCCCUCUAUCGCAGGUCACCCUCACCUUCGAAAGUUCGCCGAAAUCGGCCAGCACUUCCACAUCCACCUUCGCUCGCCCGGUCCCGAAGGGUGGUCAGAGCCUAUCGGUCCUCGUCCCGGCGCAGGAACGACGCGCGUCCAGGUCCUCCGCUCUUCCGCAGACUGGUCACACGGGAUCGUGACAGAGUCGUCCAUCCAGACGGCUUACAUCGAGUUGAUCCGCGAGUCGAGGCAUUUCGUCUUCAUCUCGAACCAGUUCUUCGUUUCGAAGGCGAGCGCGGACGACAAAGCGCCUGUUUCGAACAGGGUUGCCCAGGCGAUCGUCGAGAGGGUGUUGAGCGCCGCGAGGAGCGGGCAAAAGUUCAAGGUUGUUAUCCUCAUCCCUGCGAUCCCCGGCUUCGCAGGCGACUUGUACGGAAACAGCGGGACGCUCGCCAUCCUCGGCGCGCAGUACUACUCGAUUUGCCGCGGCGGGCACUCGAUGUUCGAGCUGAUCCAACAAGCCGGCUUCAACCCGAACGACUACAUCGAAGUGUACAACCUCCGCAGCUUCGACCGCAUCAACAACGACCCUGAGCGCAUCAAGCGCAUGGAGCAGAAGUCGGGCGUGUCGUUCCAGCAGGCUCAGGCGGCGUUGGCGAGGGUCUAUCUCGGCCCCGACGCGCUCAAAAGCGAGCUCGAGAAGAACAAGGUCGUCAAGUUCGCCGUCCCGCAAGAAGGUGGCGAAACAGCCGCUCUCGACGUCAAAGCUGCCGCGCAGAAGCCGAACCCGGUCGUCGAGAUCCCUCUCCCGCACGGUUACGACGAAGCGUGGGACAUCGUGCACCGUUUCGAGCGAGCAGACGAUGUGCGGGAGCAGAUCUCCGACUCGCUCGCGCACCAUGCGGACCACUCGGGCGGGAACAUUGCGACCGAGCCGUGGUGCGGCGACGAAGCUUCUGAGCGGAACGCGCUCAUGAUCGUCGACGACCUGCGCGUCUUGAUGGGCUCGGCUAAUAUCAACGACCGCUCGCUGCGCGGAGACCGCGACUCGGAGAUUGCGUGCGUCUACGAGGACUACGAGGACAUGAUCGAGUCGCGCAUGGAUGGCAAGCCGUUCAUGGCCUCCCGCUUCGCCGCGUCGCUCCGCCGCCAGCUCUACAAGGACCACCUCGGCCUCUCGACGCCUCAGAUCUGCCCGCCUGUCGCGCAAGAGCCCGUCACGGCAGCGAUGAGGCCGGUCGAUGUCCCUCACGAGGACACGACUGCGUCAAGGGAGGACGAGCUUGUCAUGGAUCCCCUCUCGCCCGAAACUGAGGCGCUUCUCCGCAAUACCGCCGCCAACAACGCUGCCAUCUUCAACGAGGUGUUCCACGCCGUCCCCUCGCCGGAUGUCGAGACUUGGGCGCAGUACAAAGCCUUCGUCCCGCAACACCCGAUCAAGCCCGGCCACGUCGCCUCGCUCGACAUCCCCGUCUCGGAGAUCAAGUCCAAGCUCUCGCAAGUGCGCGGACGGAUCGUCCCGAUGCCGCUCAACUUCCUCAAGGACGCCAAGGUGUUCGAGACGGACGCGUCGGUCAACCCGGUUACGAUGGCGAUCUACCUGUGA